Heterocephalus glaber (naked mole-rat) is the source of this 5951-nucleotide messenger RNA. The record is from RefSeq and is a predicted model, not a curated record. Lineage: Eukaryota; Metazoa; Chordata; Mammalia; Rodentia; Bathyergidae.
GGGCUGUCCUCUCGCGCGCGGCGCUGGCCGGGGCGGCGGCGGCGAAGGAGGAGGAGAAAGGCGGCGGUGGCGGCGGCGAAAGAGGAGGGGAGGACGGGGGCGGCGUCGGACUGGAGCCGAGCGGCGGCGCGAGCUGCCCGAGGCGCAGUCGUGAGCUCGCCCGCCGGACCCCGACCCCCGAGCUACACCCUGCCGUGCCCAGCUCUGCCCGCGUCCGUGCCCCCGCGGGGAGCGCGCCGGGGCUGCCCCCCGAAUGACGGGCGGAAGGUUCGACUUCGACGAUGGCGGCACCUACUGCGGCGGCUGGGAGGAGGGCAAGGCGCACGGGCAUGGCAUCUGCACGGGGCCCAAGGGCCAGGGCGAGUACUCUGGCUCCUGGUCGCACGGCUUCGAGGUGGUCGGAGGCUACACCUGGCCCAGCGGCAACACCUACCAGGGCUACUGGGCGCAGGGCAAGAGGCACGGGCUGGGGGUGGAGACGAAGGGCAAGUGGAUGUACCGGGGGGAGUGGUCCCAUGGUUUUAAGGGGCGCUACGGGGUCCGGCAGAGCCUGUGCACCCCCGCCCGCUACGAGGGUACCUGGAGUAACGGGCUGCAGGACGGGUACGGCGUGGAGACCUACGGGGACGGAGGUACCUACCAGGGCCAGUGGGCCGGAGGCAUGCGGCACGGCUACGGCGUGCGCCAGAGCGUGCCCUACGGCAUGGCCACCGUGAUCCGCUCGCCCCUGCGCACUUCCCUGGCUUCGCUGCGCAGUGAGCAGAGCAACGGCAGCGUCCUGCACGACGCCGCGGCCGCCGCCGACAGCCCGGCCGGCACCCGCGGAGGCUUCGUGCUCAAUUUCCACGCAGACGCCGAGCUCUCGGGCAAGAAGAAGGGCGGCCUCUUCCGCAGGGGCUCCCUCCUGGGAAGCAUGAAACUCCGCAAGUCCGAAUCCAAGUCUUCCAUCUCCAGCAAGCGCAGCUCGGUCCGCAGCGACGCGGCCAUGAGUAGAAUUAGCUCCAGCGAUGCCAACUCCACCAUCAGCUUCGGCGACGUCGACUGUGAUUUUUGCCCCGUGGAAGACCACGUGGACGCCACCACCACGGAGACCUACAUGGGCGAGUGGAAGAACGACAAACGCAAUGGUUUCGGCAUCAGCGAGCGCUCCAACGGCAUGAAGUACGAAGGCGAGUGGGCAAAUAACAAGAGGCACGGAUAUGGCUGCACUGUGUUUCCUGAUGGCUCCAAAGAAGAAGGAAAAUACAAAAAUAAUGUUCUGGUCCGUGGAAUAAGGAAGCAGCUUAUACCAAUAAGAAAUACAAAAACUAGGGAGAAGGUGGACAGAGCAAUUGAAGGCGCGCAAAGGGCAGCCGCCAUGGCGAGAACCAAAGUGGAAAUAGCCAACUCAAGGUCUCAGGCUGGGCCCAGAUCAAGAAGAACCCCAGAGACCCACCAAGGGCAAACCGCAGGAGAGUCCAUAUCCUACUCGGGCCCAGGUCAUUGGACCUGCCCUGUGUUUGGGAACAGGGAUGCUAGAAAGACUGGGAUCUUUACUAGACUGAGCUGAGGCAAGAAAUUGUAUUCACAUGUAGUCUGAGACCUUCUAAGACUUCAUUUCUCAUCCAAAAAAUAAGGCGGUUGGCACCUAUCUUGUAGGAGAUUGGGAGAAUUAAAAUCAAGUUCAUGUACAUACCCCUAACACAAUAGGAGCACUUAAUAAAGGCGUAAUAAACUGUUAUUACCAACAAUGGUUAAAUACUUCCACACCGCAUACUGUGAAGAGAAGAAACAGCUCUUGCCCUUAGGGACUCGUAUUCUGGAGCAAGAGAUUGAGGACGAAACCAGCAGGUAAUACAUGGAAAGAGGUGUGAUACAGCCGAAGGCUCCAUACGGUAUACAGGAGCCCAAAAGAGGCUCCUUAACCACCUGGAGGAACUAAGAGACACUUUCAGGAGAACACGUGAAGCAGAGCCUGGAGGGGACAAGGAGUUUCCAGAAGUAGAGAGAAUUUCCAGUUAGAGGGACCCAUAUGGUGAAAAUGUAGAGAAUUAAGAGAUUCAUGUCUUCCCUGUAAAAAUGGAGAUGCUGUCCCCAUUCCUCCUCAUGUAGUGUCAGGGCGUAGAGAAGCAGUGUGUCCAGUUGCUGGUGAAGCACAUACGCCACAUAGCCAGAUAGUCAGCACAACUGCCACAUGGCUUGACCUUUGCAUUUGUCAUACUCCAUCUGCGAAACAGGGCAAGGACGGAGAUAGCUUCUCAGCAGACCACUGUGAGGGUCAAAAAAAGUUAGUAAAAAUGAAGUAGAAAUAAGUGUUAAAUUUUGUAACCAUUUCAACCGGCAUUUCCCAAAUGCCUGCUCCAUGUAAGUCAAGCUCAAUAGCUGCCCUAGGAGAAACCAAAAUGAGAAAGAUACAGCCCCUAUCCUCCAGUAAAUGUGUGACCAAGUGAUAGAGAUGAAUAUGGAAACAAGUAGGAAUGCUGCUUAAGGUUAAGAACUACAUGGAAGUCAGGCAACACAUGAAACAGAUUUAUUUAGGAAGUUCCUGGGGGAAGAAAGUUGGGUGUAGAGCUUUUGUCCAGUGCUCACUUUGGCUUCCUGGAGUGUGAAUCAGGGCAGGUGCAUCCAGGCUCACCGUUUUGGCCCUGUUCCAUUUGCUGUGGCCGACUUUGCCUUGGCUCCUCUCCCGUCCACCUGGACAGGGUUCGGAUACCUCCUCCUAUUAGAACUGAGGCUGGAGGGGUGGCUAAGGUAGGUUUGUGUGAUCUGUUUAAUCAUUCAGCAGCCCAAGAGGUACAGAGGGAGCAGGAGCUGGGGAGCUUUAUCUUCACUGGGGAGAAGUCAGGUUACAGAGACGUCCCCAGGCCCUGAGCUUGGGAGCUCACUCACAGGAUUCCCCUUCCAGCCACUUGUGCUGCUUCUGUGUAGUUGCUGUGGGUUCCAGAGGCUGCAUCAACGCCUACCUUCAAAUGUACUCCUUCAGUUUUUCAGGGUUGUCGCCCCCCCGCAAUCCCCAGGACAGACCAGAGUGAGCCUUGUGCUAUGUUUUGGUAGCCAGGUGUGAGUUCCCUGAGAUGGAGGGGUGCCCUGGUAUGUGUGUCACAAGGGUGUCCCCACUUCUCCAGGGGCUGCUUCCAGUGAGAGAAAGGUGGGUGUCCCCAGAAUUUUCUAAUGAUGGGUUCCAGACAAUUAUAUCUAGCAGAAAUAUCUCACAGGUGGUGGCACUUGCCUGGCACUGUUCCAUAGUCUCACCUCUGAUACAGUGCCCUGUCUUAUGGUCAGUCUGGUCCUGGGAGGAGAGAUGAAGAGCCAACUGUAAUUCAAUUGUGGUUGCCAAAAUUAGGGAAGAAUGAAAGCGAGCUAUAUCACCAAGAAAUUCAGAAGGAAGAAAGGAGAAGCCAUUCAUUUUUAACAUAACAGCCAGAUUUUUGCCCAGAAAGAUUUAGGAAAUUAUUUUGAAAUCUUUCUGCCAUAUGGGCUGGUGGUGAAGUGCACAGACUUGAGAGCCAGAGCAGCUUCAAAUUGUGCCUUUGUCACUUUUUAGCUGAGUGGCUUCAAGCAAUUGACUUUACCUCUCAAAGUCUUAGCUUCCUCAGGGUGUGUUAAAAAUGUACAAUGCAGGUGAUAGACCCUCACGAGGUUAGAAAGUUUGCUGGAUGUAUUGAUGUGUCUUAUGUGUUUGGACCGGUGCUGGACACUUAGGAGCUCCUGUUCCUGUUAUGGGGCACAUUAAGAGAUUUGUGGUGAAGUUGUUGUGUUGCUGCACUAGGUACAUAUAAGGACAGGAAGAUGCCUCUGAGGCAUUAUCAAAGGCUUGUGUGUUUCAGCUAGUAUGUGUGUCCAGGUAGGGAGCUAUGAAACUAGGCUGGCACACAUACGUUCUCAGAAGUAGAGAUUCCCAGCCAAAUUGUGAUACAGUGUGAUUUUCUCCUAAUACAUUGCAUACAAAAAAAUUUAUUAUUUUUUUUUUUUUUUGGUACCGGGGAUCGAACUCGGGUCCUUGCGCUUGCAAGGCAAACUGCAGAACCACUGAGCUAAAUCCCCGGCCCUGCAUAUAAAUUUUUAAAACAAUCCCAGCCUGCAAUUUAUGUGACCACACCUCUAUUUGAAGUUUCUGAAGGCUGCUCCAGGGUGUGUGCAGACUAUGGCUAUAUAGAUUUUUAUAAUGGAGGUUUCCUUUUUAAAACUCAGGCCAGUCUGGUUCACCUCUGCAUGCCAUCUGCUAUGGAUGUUUAAACAGCUUUGAGCUGUGCACCAGUGCCUUUGCCUUCGGUUUGCCUUCCUCAACAGGAUUUGAUUGGACUUCCCUUCUCCACAUGGUUGCCUACUUACACAUCUGCAUUUCUUCCUGUAUUGUUGCAAUCAACCUGUUCAGAAGAAAUAGCCAGAUUUUAAAGUAUGAGGAAAUUUUCUUAUACUUUUUCUCUAUUUGAGCUUUAAAAAGCAAACAGUGAAAUGUCUGCCUUAGGAUUAUUAAAACAUCUUUAGUUUUAUCCUUUCUUAAGUGUGUCCAUUUAUGCCUCAGGGUAAUGACUGAACCAGAUUCUUCCUCCCUGUGCAGUUGGGUAAAUUUGUAAUCUGCACAAUGACACCAGAAGAAUUAAUUUAAAAAUGAGGACCUGGAUGUUAAUAGGCACAGCCCCCUUCUGGGUAGUAUGGCAAGUCAUGGGAGACCAAGGCCAUUUCCCUUUAUUAAUGCACACUGAAAGCUUCUGAGAGUAAACACUCCUGGGUGGUCAGAGGGUUCCCAAAUGAGCAAAAGAUACUCCCAGCUGGGAAAUUACCAUGACUGUGAAACAAGGUGAGGAGUAAGUGACAGGAUAGAAUCCAUUGUGUUUUUCAGGAUCUUUUAAGCACUGGAAGGCCCGGGGAUUUAGCUCAGUGGUUCCUGCACCUGCCUAGCAAGUGCAAGGACCCUAGUUCCAUCCCCGGUACUAAAAAAAAAUCUCAAAGUAAGUACUGGAUAAAGUUUAAAAUGGGAAAGGGAUUUAUCCAUGUGGGAGCAUCAGAAAAGGCUUCAUCUGGGAAGAGGAUUAGACUCAUGAGAAGGAUUUGGGCAGGCAGAAAUGGAGGACAGCUUAUUCUAAGCAAAGCAGAGAGUAUGAGGAAAUAGCAGCACAUUGAGGGACUUGGAACUGUCUUGGAAUAUACCCUGGUGUACCAGAGAAGGUUUGUGGUUAUUAUGCAUUUUUAAAAUAAAUAUCUUUGGUGUCAUCUCCUUUUUUAAAUUAUAGUUUUAAUUACUAUUACUAAUCUGUUAGACUAUCCUGCCAUUCUUGCUAGGCAGCUUUGCAUUAUCACUUCCCUCUGAAGAGGACCGGAUUGCAGCCAGUGGUGUGUCUGUGAUGGAUACAGUCAUUGCUGUGACUGCAGACAGGUUGAGCCACCAUAGUUGAUUCCUUUUAAUCCUGUGCAGAAAUUAAAAUAGGGCUUCACUGAAUAGUCGCUCCAUUUGCUCAGACAUUCUUUCCCUGACCCAAGAGACGUUGAAUUGCUUGUGUGAGCCCUGAGGUCUUAGUGUGGCUGUCUCUCUUUGGACUAGUCAGCUGACAUUGCCCAGAGUUGAUACAGCAGGUCCCUCACCUCACCCACGCCUGUGCUGCCGCUCAUCCAGUCCCUUCACAUCAUAGGUGAGUGCGUCCAUGCUUGCCCAGCAGUAAACUUCAGUAAAAUCUUGUUUCCAUCCACAAAAGAAGUACACGGUUUGAGAGUUACUUUUAUACCAUGUCAGCUCUACACAUUAAAAUAUGUAUUAGCUAAGAUGGCUAAACAAAGAUAUUCAUGUCAUUAUCACUAAAAUUAGGAUUUUAGUGAUUAAAAUCAUUAGGCUUAUCAUUAAAAUUGUGAAAGUCUGGCUUCAUGCCCUCUCUUUAGUAUUUACUAAGGAGGAUGCACAUGUUCUGCAGAGAUUGUCCAAGGGCUUAACUUGGUUUUUGUUUCACCUUGUAAAUAAAGCAUUUUCUUAGCUGUUA